UAUUCUUUAGAGAAGUUAGAUAAAGUCUUUCACAUUCUCCAUCUCCUCUUAUAUAGAAACGUACCCUAUUCUUCUUUAUUUGCAUCGCAUUUGUUCUUGAAUCUCUUUCUAUUUUCAGCUAAGUUUCUCAUCAAAGUUAUAUAGAAAACAAAGAGAGAGAGAGAGGGGAAUAUAGUGAGAGAUGGAAAGAAUGUUUCCUUCAAAGAAGCCCUUAACUAUGAAUUCAUCACAUGAAAGACCUAUGUGUGUUCAAGGUGACUCAGGCCUUGUCCUCACCACCGAUCCGAAACCGCGGCUUCGAUGGACCGUCGAACUCCAUGAACGCUUCGUCGAUGCUGUUGCUCAGCUUGGAGGGCCAGAUAAAGCCACUCCUAAAACAAUCAUGAGAGUUAUGGGUGUGAAGGGUCUUACCCUUUACCACCUCAAGAGCCAUCUUCAGAAAUUUAGGCUUGGAAAGCAGCCCCACAAGGAAUUCAAUGAACAGUCGGUUAAGGAUGGUAUGAGAGUUUCGGCUUUUGAACUGCAGCGAAAUACUGGCACCUCGUCUUCUAUGACUGGCCGCAACAUGAACGAGAUGCAGAUGGAGGUGCACAGAAGAUUGCAUGAACAACUAGAGGUUCAAAAGCACCUUCAAUUGAGGAUUGAGGCUCAAGGUAAAUACAUGCAAAGUAUAUUGGAGAAGGCUUAUAGCACACUUGCUGGUGAAAACAUGGCAGUUUCAGCUACAAAUUUCAAGGGUGUUAUUGGAACUCAAGGCACCCCUAAUUUGAGUAUCAUGAAAGAUUUUGUUUCUCCUCUUAAUUAUCCUCCUUUUCAAGACCUUAACAUUUGUGGUAGUGAUGAUGAACAACUUGAUCUUCAUCAUCACAUCAUAGAGAGGCCAACCCUUGAUGAAAUGCUUAUGCCAAAUAAUAAUGAAAAUUUGUUUGUUGGGAAGAAAAGGCCUAGCCCUAAUUUUAAUGGAGGAAGUGGAAAGAGUCCAUUGAUUUGGAAUGAUAAUGAUUUAAGGCUUCAUGAUUUGGGAACAGCUUCAUCAUCCAUUAGUCCUCAAGAUGUUCCUAAUUUUAAAGGUGAUGAUGAAAGUGAUAUUAUAUAUGACACAAAGGUUGGUGAGAAGAAAUUUGAUGCAUCAAUGAAGCUAGGAAUAUCAUCACCGAGUAGAGUAACUUUUCAAAGUGAAAGGAUGAGUCCUAUGAUCAAUGUUGUGGCAGGUCAUAGCUCAUCACCAUUUGGUUGAAGAAUAUGAAUUGAUUAUAAUUUUCUUAUGUAAUUUAGUCAAUUAGAUUUGUUUUUGGACUCUACUUACUUAAUUAGAUAGAAAUAUAAUUUUUUAGUUUUGUCCUAAAAAUCAGUAGUUCAUGCAAGGGUUAUUAUUUAUAAUUAUUGGUUAUGGUAUAAUGUCAUUGCAUGGCA
This is a messenger RNA of Cicer arietinum (chickpea), 1413 nucleotides long. Its product is annotated as myb family transcription factor IPN2-like. The record is from RefSeq and is a predicted model, not a curated record. Lineage: Eukaryota; Viridiplantae; Streptophyta; Magnoliopsida; Fabales; Fabaceae. Gene Ontology annotation, molecular function: DNA-binding transcription factor activity; DNA binding.